UGUGGCACCACGUGGACUUCCCGUACUCUCCGCCAUUAAACACAAUGAAGAAAGCGUCGGAUGUAGUCUCGCGAGAAGAAUCCAUUCUCAUUACUACGUAAUGUGCCGUGCUGCUUAUGGCGGCGCUGGUGACAGUGCUGAAAGCUGUUGGGUAUGAAGUGUAACAGAACUGAUUUUUGUACCAUCUGAAACUGCUGCUUCAAGUUCAGAUCACACCGAAGUAACAAAAUAGAAACGACACAAGACGAGCAAAAGUUGCAACCACGUUCCCAAGACAACGACGACGACGACAACGACAACAACAAAAAAAAAAGGAUCGUUUUUGAAAAAUCAAGGAAAAAGAAACCAAACAAACGCAACCAAAGAACCAAGAAGACAAGACUGCCCGCCCAGACGAGCCCGAAGAACGCUUUUACCAACACACGACAAAGCAAAAAAACAAAAACGAAAAAAAAACGAAGACAUUACUUGAUCUGAGACCAGAAGUUUGUGCCUACUCAACAGCUUUGACAAAGCACACGUCCCAACGCUGCUCACAGCCCUCCUCCUCAUCCUCGCCGCGUCUUCAUCUCGCCCGGGGGUUUGGAGAGGGCUGCUCUUCGCUAGUUUUGACAUAGUCCCCCUCCUGUCUCCCUCCCUCUCUCUCUUUCUCUCUCUCUGUUUUUACACUGUUGUUUAUUUGUUUAAAAAACAGUGUUAUUACGCCUGUCUGCCUUUUUUUUUCUUCUUUUUUUAGUUUUGUUUGUGUUUGUUUUUUGUUUUGGAAACUUAUCAGAACACGUGCCAGAAACGUGAAAAUCGCACGUGUGUGUGUGUAAUUUGUGUGUGUGUGUGUGUGUGUGUUUGCGUUUGCGUGCCUGUGAGAGUGAAUAGAACACAAGGCUGCCACACCUGUACGUCGGCGACUGUCCCGAGACGUCACCUGAAGUUUCCGAGACUCUGAGCAAGAAAUCAAGAAGGUGUGUCGUUGGGUGUGGUUCAUGUUAUUUAACAAAAACAAACAGCAAAAAACACAACAAAAAUAAAUAAAAAAAAAAAAAAAAAGAAUAGUUUUCCAGCGGAAGGCAGACGUGUGAGCGAGCGACCCGGUGCGGACAGCAGGAAGGGGGGUGGAGUUUGGCAGGGGUGUAUGGGAAAAUAUGGGCAGCCCCUGGAAAGGCUUUGUCGAGUUUACCUUGCCGGCGUCGCCUCCCGCCGCGUACGUUAGCGCUGACCUGGGCAGCACCUCCCCCGUCGGACUGAGCCUGUCUCCAUACGGCCGCUCCAUGAGCUUUGACCCCGGCCUGCUCCACAACAACGGGCACUCCGCCUUCGCCAACGGCACGGGGGGCGGCCUGCGGGAGACGGGCGUGGUGGAGAAGCUGCUGACCUCCUACGGCUUCAUCCAGUGCUCGGAGCGCCAGGCCCGCCUCUUCUUCCACUGCUCCCAGUACAACGGCAACCUGCAGGAGCUCAAGCUCGGAGACGAUGUGGAGUUUGAGGUGUCGGCGGACCGGCGCACGGGCAAGCCCAUCGCGGUGAAGCUGGUGAAGAUCAAGUCGGAGGUGCUGCCGGAGGAGCGCAUCUCGGGGCAGGUGGGGCCUGGGCUGCUCGGCUCUCCCUUUACUGUGCUGCAUGGUUUUAUUCAUCCAGUCGUGUCCGCCAUCCCUACUCACCUGGACGGGAAGUCCGCGCCGGGCCAGGUGCCGACGGGCAGCGUGUGCUACGAGAGGAACGGGGAAGUGUUCUACCUGACGUACACGUCCGAGGAUGUGGAGGGGAACCUGCACCUGGACACGGGGGACAAAGUCAGCUUCUACAUGGAGACGAACAAGCACACCGGUGCGGUCAGCGCCCACAACAUUGUCCUGGUCAAGAAGAAACAGAUGAGAUGCCAAGGAGUGGUCUGUGCUACCAAGGAGGCCUUCGGGUUCAUCGAGAGGGGAGACGUGGUGAAGGAGAUCUUCUUCCACUACAGCGAGUUCAAGGGAGACCUGGAGGCGCUGCAGGCGGGCGACGACGUGGAGUUCACCAUUAAGGAGAGAAACGGCAAGGAGGUAGCCACGGAGGUGCGGCUGCUCCCCCAGGGAACGGUCAUCUUCGAGGACAUCAGCAUUGAGCAGUUUGAGGGCACCGUCGCCAAGGUUAUCCCCAAGGUGCCCAACAAGAACCAGAACGACCCGUUGCCUGGGCGGAUCUGCGCCAGGAUCAAUUUCGCGGAGAAGGAGCUGCUCUUCGGGGAGAAGGACACCAAGUCCAAGGUGACGCUGCUGGAGGGCGACCACGUGCAGUUCAACAUCUCCACCGACCGGCGGGACAAGCUGGAGCGGGCCACCAACAUCGACAUCCUGCCCGACACCUUCCACUUCACCAAGGAGACCCGCGAGAUGGGCGUGAUCGCUGCCAUGCGGGACGGUUUCGGCUUCAUCAAGUGCGUCGACCGGGACGCCCGAAUGUUCUUCCACUUCAGCGAGGUCCUGGAGGAGAGCCAGCUGCACAUCUCUGACGAAGUGGAGUUCACCGUCGUGCCCGACAUGCUGUCGGCCCAGAGGAACCACGCAGUGCGAAUCAAGAAGCUUCCCAAGGGCACGGUGUCCUUCCACACGCAGUCCGAGCAGCGCUUCGUGGGAGUGGUGGAGAAGGAGGCCGUGGCUGCCUCCUGCAGCAAGAGCGCCAGCCCCAGCAAGACCAAGGAGAAGAAAAAAGAGAAGGGUAAAGUGGAAAAGGACGCGGAGGAGGGCGUGAUCGCGUACGAGGACUGCGGCGUGAAGCUGACCGUGGCCUAUCACAGCAAGGACCUGGAGGGCUGCGCUCUGCCACAAACGGGAGAUAAGGUGGAAUUCUCCAUCAGUGAGGUCAAAAGGACUGGGCAGCAGAGCGCCGUGUCCUUGAAGAUCCUCAACCGCACGGUCAACACCAAGAGGCUGCUGGGAUACAUCGCCACGCUCAAGGACAACUUUGGGUUCAUCGAAACGGCCAAUCACGACCAGGAGAUAUUCUUCCACUACAGUGAGCUGUGUGGGGACCUGGAGAGCCUGGAGCUGGGGGACACUGUGGAGUACACCCUGUCCAAGGGCAAGGGCAACAAGGUCAGCGCAGAGAAGGUCACCAAGGUGGCUGCAGUGAACGGCGUGGGGGAGGACGUGAGCGCCGCCGUGCUCCUGGGGAAGGUGUUGCGCCCCCUGCGCAGUGUGGACCCCUCGCAGACGGAGUACCAGGGGCUGAUCGAGGUCACGGAGGAGGGAAGUUCAAAAGGCCAGAGCUUCCCCUUUGGCAUCGUGGGCAUGGCUAACAAGGCGGACUGCCUGCAGAAGGGGGAGAUGGUGAAGUUCCAGCUGUGCACUGUGGGUACCACGGGACAGAAGAUGGCCUGCAACAUCGUGCCCCAGCGCCGCGCCCUGGUGGAGUGUGUCAAGGACCAGUUUGGGUUCAUCACGUACGAGGUUGGGGAGGGCAAGAAGCUCUUCUUCCACGUGAAGGAGGUGCAGGACGGGCUGGAGCUGCAGGCGGGGGACGAGGUGGAGUUCUCGGUCAUCCUUAACCAGCGCACGGGCAAGUGCAGCGCCUGCAACGUGAGACGAGUCAGCGAGGGACCCAAACCGGUGGCUACCCCGCGGCCCGACCGGCUGGUGAACCGGCUGAAGAGCAUCACGCUGGACGACGCCAGCGCCCCCCGCCUGGUCAUCCUGAGGCAGCCGCGCGGGCCCGACAGCUCCAAGGGUUUUAAUGUGGAACGGAAAAUCCGCCAAGCUGGUGUCAUCGACUGAACCGCCGUCCGUGCCCCCCCCCCCCACGUGGUUAAUUUGGGGGGGGGGGGGGGGGGUUGGGAGGGGGGGUUUGAGAAGUUCAGCCCUGAGAUGUGAUUGACGGGGGGGCGGGGGCGGGGGUACGGGGGAAGCUGCAUUGUCGCUGGAGAUCUGCAUGCGCAGCCCCUCCCCCUACCUGUUCUUGUCCCCGCCCCUUUAACAGGUCCCUCUUAUUCCAUUGGUCCUCUGCUCUCCAUGUGGGUGUGGUCUCUUGGAUACUGGCCGGGCUGGGCACUGCAGUGUUAGGUGGAAGGGGGGGGAGCCUCUCUCCUCCGCCUGCGUGCGUCCGUGAGCGAGCGUGUCUGCGACGGAGAGAGUGAGCGAGUGAACGGACGAAAAGGAGACGUGGCGAGUAGAGGAAACGGUUUGGAGGGCACUGUGACCUCGCAGAACGAGGAUGAAACUAUGCCGCAGCCUCUGUCUGAGUCCCCAUCUCGUCCGGAACUGGAAAAGGUUGUUUUUUUUGGCGAGAGUAUGGAAUUCUGCACCCACAUUAUACGUGUGGUUGUGUGUGUGUGUGUGUGUGUGCGUGCGUGUGUGUGUGUUUUGUUUUUGUUUUUUUUCCUAUUUCUUUAUUUUUUUCUGCAUCCUCUUCACCUCACGCAAGAGAAAAUGGGGAUUCCUUUAUUUGAUUUAUUGUUUUACUAUUUUUUUCAAAUGUAAUGGGUGUUUUCUAAUAAAUAAAUGAAACAAAUGCUUAGCUGUGGAGAGGAAACGGAGACUUGAUGUAUUUGUCAGAUAUGUGGAUGGACACACACACACACACACACACAAAAGGUACUUCCCUGCUCGGUUUUUAGAGCAGUUUUAAAAGUCUAUAUCUGCGGAAAAAAAAACUGGCGUGAAAGUGCUGUGUUUGUAAAAGUCGGUCCUCACAUGUAUGUGAUCGUGUAAAUGAACUCCCUUUUUUGGGAUUUUUCUCCCCCCCCCACGCCCCCCUCCCGUGUGUGGUGAGAAGUCACAGCCAUUUUAUCUGGAGUAUGGUGAGUGUUCUGGUCUUGAUAUAGCCACGCCCCUCUGGUGAUAGUCCCGCCCUCUUUUUUUUUUUUCCCCCCUCCGGGUGCAGAAUUCUAAAACGUAUGUUCUCGCCAGCAGUUCUCCUGCUUUUAUACAACAAUAUUUUUUUCUUUGCACAUCUCAGCUUUUGUUUUUUGUUUUUUUAUUUCAUUGAGACUUUACAUUUCUGCUAAUUACAAUAAAAUAUAAAAAAAAAUAAAAAUACGGUGCCUAAAAAUACAUAAAAUAAAAAACAAAAAAAAGUAGUAAUGUACCUUCUUUCCCCAGCCAAUCGCCAAAAUAUAAAGAACAAUCUUAGGAUGGCUUUUUUUUGGUAGAAUAAUGCAGGUUUGCAUCCCAAUAACUGUGGGUUGAAAAUAUACUGUAUGUAAUGUGUGCUUUUUUUUUUUUUUUUCUUAGUGGAAAUUCCAACAUCAUGAUAAAACUGAUAGAAAAUAAACAAAAUGUUAACUUGCUUAAGUUAAGAAAGCAAAAGUAAUAAUAAAAAAAAAACGAAGUAUUUAAAUAAGUACAAGAUCAUAACGAGAAUCAGGAUUUCAAUUAGUGACGGAGAGGAUUUGGAAGGGGUACCAAUGGUGCCUCUGCUGACACAUGGAGUCAUUACUGUUAAAAUUAAACUGGAGAACGCUGGGUUCCUGUUGAGCCACACACACAGGUUCUCCCAUGUACUUUUGUUAAUGGUCAUGAAUGAAAGAAAAAUAAACGUUUUACGAAAAAA
Molecule: messenger RNA, 5520 nt
Organism: Anguilla anguilla (European eel)
Lineage: Eukaryota; Metazoa; Chordata; Actinopteri; Anguilliformes; Anguillidae
Gene: csde1
Product: cold shock domain containing E1, RNA-binding
Exons: 23
Coding region: 1140-3746 (868 amino acids)
Molecular function (GO): nucleic acid binding
Source: RefSeq, a predicted model, not a curated record